AUGAGCCACCUAAAUCCCUACAAUGUGGGUUGGAUUAAAAAAGGGAUUGAAACUGAGGUCACUAAAUUAUGCAAGGUUCAUUUCAACAUAAGGAAACAUUAUGCUGAUGGGGUUAUUUGCGAUGUUGUGGAUAUGGAUGCAUGCCCCAUCCUCCUGGGCCGACCUUGGCAAUUUGAUAACUCGGUAAUGUAUGAUGGUCGGAAAAACACUCAUUCGUUUCAAUGGAACUGGAAGAAAAUUGUCUUACUUCCGUCUAAACCCCAACAUGACCCUACUUUUCUACCUACACAUGGGGUACCACCAGAACCAACUUCGGAGAGAGAUCUUCAACUUUCGCAACCAAUUGAGCAACUCCUUGAAGAAUUUUUCGACAUCUAUCCAAGUGAACUCCCAGAUUCUCUACCUCCCAUGAGAGACAUUCAGCAUGCCAUUGAUCUACUACCUGGGGCUAAACUUCCCAAUCUUCCUCACUACCGAAUGCCACCAAAGGAAGCCCAAAUACUACAGCAAAUGAUUGAGGACCUGCUGAAGAAGAAUCUUAUCCGAGAAAGCCUACGCCCUUGUGUCGUACCAGCUCUUAUAGUCCCAAAAAAGAAUGGUGAAUGGAGGAUGUGCAUUGAUAGCCGUCCUCUUAUUGGAAUCUAUGUGGUGGUCUACUUCGACGAUAUUCUUGUUUAUAGCCACUCAACCGAAGCCCACAUUCACCAUGUGCAGCAGGUUUUCGAGAUACUCAAGGCCAACAAUCUAUUUUUAAACCUCAAGAAAUGUUCUUUCGUGAGUUCAGAACUUCUUUUCCUCGGAUUUAUUGUGGGCAAGCAUGGAAUCAAGGCCGAUCCAUCCAAGGUUGCUGCAAUCCGCAAUUGGACACCCUCCUCAGUCACCAAACAGCAAAGUUUUGAAACUCUGAAGCAACGCCUUACUGAAGCUCCUGUGUUGGCACUACCCGACUUCGAUAAGGUUUUCGAAGUAAAAAUGGAUGCAUCUUCCACGGGCAUUGGAGUUGUCCUUAUGCAAGAGCAGUGCAUUAUUGAAUUUUUCAGUGAGAUAUUGUGCCUAGCACGACAAAUGUGGUCUGCCUACGAGCAAGAACUAUACGCCAUUGUGAGAGCCUUAAAGCAUUGGGAGCAUUACUUAGUUCAAUGGGAGUUUGUCCUGCAUUCGGGAAAACACAACCGAGUAACAGAUGCUCUCAGCUGUAAGGUGAACCUACUUAAUAAGUUGCAAUUAGAGGUUGUGGGGUUCUUUGCUCUACAAGACCAGUACCCCGAUGAUCCUGACUUCAGGAAUAUUUGGCAUAAGUGUCGUUUGCAGGAGGCAGCCGGAGAUUUUCACAUUCACGACGGUUACCUCUUUAAAGGGUUGCAGCUAUGUAUUCCUCGAACUUCUCUUCACUUUAAGCUAAUUAAGGACCUUCAUGGAGGUGGUUUAGCUGCUCAUAUAGGCCGAGAUAAAACCAUUUCUUUACUUGAGGAAAGGCUCCUUAUCUUACAGCGCAAAGUUGAUUCCAUUUUGGUUGUAGUUAAUCGGUUCUCCAAGAUGGCUCAUUUUCUCCUUUGCAAGAAAGAUGUCGAUGUUUCCUAUGUGGCCAACUUAUUCUUUCAAGAAAUUGUGAGACUUCACGGUAUUCAAAAAUCGAUUACCUCUGAUAGGGAUGUCAAGUUCCUUAAUCAUUUUUGGAAAACCUUAUGGCGCAAGUUCGAUACCGUGCUUCAGUUUAGUAGUGCUUAUCACCCGCAAACAGAUGGCCAAAUGGAGGUUGUGAAUCGUACCCUAGGCUCUAUGCUACGUAGCCUUGCUGGUGACUCUCCAAAACAAUGGGACUCAUAUUUAGCCCAAGUUGAAUUUGCCUAUAACAGCAUGAUUAAUCAUUCAAUAGGAUUUAGUCCAUUUUCUAUUAUCAACCUUGCUUCCACUCCCUUUCCUCCUCACAAAGCUGUUGAAACUUUAGCAAACAGAAUUCAGGAAGUUCAUGCUCGAGUCAUAUGGAAUUUGAACACCAGCAAUGCUUGCUACAAGGUUGCAAUUGAUCUUCAUCGCUGCCACAAAACUUUUGAAGUUGGUGAUCUUGUUAUGGUCCACCUUCGAAAAGAACGAUUCCCUGCUGGCACCUACAACAAGCUUCAAGCUAAAAGGAUUGACCUCUUUGAUUAUCAUCCACCAGAUGCUCUUGCUUAUUCUUCUCCUUCUUCACUCGUGGUCGAGCUUUCUCGCAGUGGGAGCGAACAUGAUGAGUUUUAG
Ziziphus jujuba (common jujube) is the source of this 2238-nucleotide messenger RNA. RefSeq lists its product as uncharacterized. The transcript has 7 exons. Gene Ontology annotation, biological process: DNA integration. Gene Ontology annotation, molecular function: nucleic acid binding. The record is from RefSeq and is a predicted model, not a curated record. The coding region runs from base 1 to 2238 and encodes 745 amino acids. NCBI's taxonomy places the organism in Eukaryota, Viridiplantae, Streptophyta, Magnoliopsida, Rosales, Rhamnaceae.